Messenger RNA from Brassica napus (rape), 1413 nucleotides. RefSeq lists its product as uncharacterized. Lineage: Eukaryota; Viridiplantae; Streptophyta; Magnoliopsida; Brassicales; Brassicaceae. Bases 1 to 1413 code for a protein of 470 amino acids. The transcript has a single exon. The record is from RefSeq and is a predicted model, not a curated record.
AUGAAUAUUGAGAAAGUUUUUGAGUCCAUAUCACUGGAGGAGGAGGAGGUACCUUUUAACCUACCGGAUUUACCUCAAUUCAGCGCUGUGGAGAGGAAUAAGAUGAGUAUAAUGGGAAGAACUUUAAACCCAGAAAGUCAAAAUAUCAGUGAUCUGAUUUUGGAUAUGCCAAGGAAGUGGCAAAUAUAUGAUAGAGUUAAAGGGAUUGUUCUAUCGAAAACGACUUUCCAGUUUGUGUUCAAGUUCGAACAUGACCUUGAAGAAGUGAUGAGGAAACGGGUGUGGACGUUUAAUGAAUGGAGCAUUGUGAUUGAUCGGUGGGUAGAGAAGCCACCUGAAGAUUACCUAAAGUAUUUGCUGGUGUGGGUGCAUAUUCGAAAUAUUCCGGUGAAUCACUGUACUGCAGAAGCUAUUGAAGCCUUUGGGGAUUUGAUCGGGAGGGUGGAUGUGGUUGCUUUUGAUCCAAACAAAGCUCAAAGCCAUGACUAUGUGCGGGUCAGAGUGUUUUUUGAUGUGUCACGACCAGUGAGAAAGGAGAAGGUUAUUAAUUUACCUGGAGGUGGCUCUGUUACUCUUCGUUAUGAUUUCGAGAGGAUUCAGAAGCGAUGCUAUCACUGCCAACGAUUGACCCAUGAAAAAGAUAAAUGUCCUUUGCUUAUUCAGGCGAGAAGGGAGCAAUCUGAUGCGAGGAGACAGAGAGUUGUGGCAGCGAAACAGAGCAGUGAACACUGUAUUCAGAAGAAUGACCCCCUCUAUGGAGUUCUGUCUGAUGACCAAGUGGGCAUUGAUAGGGCUACAGGAAGAAGUAAAAUCAAUCCUGAUGUGUUGCAGAACAUGAGAGAGUAUAUCCUGGCCGCAGAUGGUGGUGAAAAGCGGGUGCGGGAAGAACGCGUGAGACAGUCUAUCCUGGAUUUGGAGAAGAAUCCUAGGGGUCAAAAAGAAUUUCUGAGGCUAGAGCCGGCUCCAGUUGUCAUUUUAGAUGUGAACAGGGAGAAAGGUUUGAUAUUUGACUAUUCCGGCAAGGACUGCGAGAAGGCUAGAGAGGAGAAAGAAGGGAGCAGAACGAGUGAUGUUUCACGCGGGAAUUUUAAUUCGAAUGGGAAGGAUCAGAUUUUUUCAACACCAAGUGGAUCUAUUGAAUGUUCAACGGGUUUUAGUGCGGGUUACACCGUGGCUAGCUCUUCCGGGACUUCAAGAUCAAAGGGCGGUGGUCGUCGACGUCCUCCAAGGAGACAAAGAACUUUCAAAUCCAAACCAACAGGCUCUGCAAAUAUUGGUGUAGAAGGUGAAGAGGACACACAAGAGAAUAUGGCUACUAAGAGAAGGGCAGAGGAAGUAGCAGGGAAUUAUGCAAAAAUCGCAAGGCGUACUAACUCAGAGGUGGUCCCAAAUGGGGGACUGCCGGAUCAGUAA